CAUCCUCAGGAUGGACCUCAUCCUUCUCUGUGUGUUCCUGCCUCUGGUGACCGUAGCAUGGGGCCAAUAUGGUGACUAUUACUACGGUCCCUAUAACUACGGAGAUAAUGAUGAAUGGGUCAAUGUGUACCGGCAGGGUUUCAACUUCCAGUGCCCACAUGGGCAGGUGAUCGUGGCUGUCAGGAGCAUUUUCAACAAGAAGGAAGGCUCAGACAGAUUGUGGAACUACGCCUGCAUGCCGGCGGCACAGAGCCUCGGUGAGCCGACAGAGUGCUGGUGGGAAGAGAUCAACAGGGCGGGAACCCAAUGGUAUCAAACCUGCUCAAACAAUGGGUUGGUGGCUGGUUUCCAGAGUCAGUAUUUUCCAUCUGUGCUUGACCGUGAAUGGCAAUUUUACUGCUGCCGCUAUAGCCGGAGAUGCCCAUAUUCAUGCUGGUUAACAUCAGAAUAUCCAGGACACUAUGGAGAAGAUAUGGACAUGAUGAUGUACACCUAUGACUAUUACAUCCGUGGAGCAACCACAACUUUCUCUGCUGUGGACAGGGAUCGUCAGUGGAAAUUCAUUGUCUGCAGGAUGACAGAUUAUGACUGCCCAUUUCAAAAUGUUUAAAGAAGAUUGACCAUACCCCACUUGAAAAGCCCAUGGAUGGACAGGGUGGGAUGAGGGUCAGUUAUUACAGGAGAAGGGCAAUUAGGCUUACAAAAAAAGUACCAAUUUCAUCAGCUGUCUGCUGAAGAUAUAGUUUUUUCCCUCUGGAGGUAAUAAAUAAAUUUCCAGGCCAAAUGCUUGCAACAGAGAUUUUGGAGGAAUCCUUCAAGCUGCACUGGCAGUUUUAUCCCCCAACUAAAAUUGCUUACGAUAUACAUGUUUAUGAUAAACAAGUCUAUGGCAUAUGCACAGUUACCUUUUAUAUAUAUAUAUAUAUAUAUCCAUUCUGAACACAUACAACUUCCUUUCACAUAGCAACUUUGUAUAAAUUGCUUCCCAGCACACUCACUCCCAAUGAGGUGGAAACAUACUAUAAGCUUUUUCAGUAUCCACUGGACUUUACUGUCUUCUACUUUGUACUUGGAACCAACUCUGUGAUCCUAACAGUUUCUCAGCAUUUAGUAGCUGAAAGGGGCAACAGGAGGCCUCUGAUGUGCUGCAGCUGAUAUUAUCUGUUAUAGGCCUCAGCAACUCCAUUGUGACAAAGGUCUGCCUGCACAGGGUAUUUACAACACUGGAAGAUGUCAAUACCUGAUUAAAAUGAGAGUAGAUCCAUCAAUAAAAACAGAAGCCUAACUCAACUGUAAUGAGAGUCUUUUUUAUAUUGUCUUUAAAGCCUCUAAUGAUAUAAUUAGCCAGGAGCCUCUGCUCUGGGCAAACCAAGGAGCAGGUCAGGCCACUGGCACUCUCAGUAAGUGUGUAUACUGCACUUGUCAGGAGGAUACUUUUCAGGUGGAUUGGGUUUCCACUAUAUGUGCCUGUACAACAUCCAUCUGCCCUUAGUUAUAUAUUCUUGGCUUAGAAUAGACAAAUAAAGCUAACAACUUAGGUGACCUCCAUUCCUAUAACUUGCAAAUCGCGUUCCCUGGAAAAGUAAAAACUCACCAUGUUUCAAGACUGCACAACACUUGUGUAACUGUAAUAAUCCAACAAGACUAUUUAUCUCUUCCAGGAUGACCUGAGGUAGGAUUUUUGCUCUUGAAUAAGCCAGGAUCUAGGGCUCCAUUUCUUAGCUGAUGAAGUCAAUGGUAAACUUCGCAGUGGCUUCAGUGGUGCUGGCUCAAGGGCCAUGAUGACCCCAUGUACCAAUUUAAGGUUGUAAAGUUUCACAGAAAACAGUAGUGUCAGCCAGUCAGUUUCCACAUUACAAGCAUUAUUAACUUAUUUACCAACAUACUCUCAAAGUGUUAGGAUUAAAACUACACUUGUCCAAUAAAAGAAUAAUAGGUUUUG
Molecule: messenger RNA, 1942 nt
Organism: Colius striatus (speckled mousebird)
Lineage: Eukaryota; Metazoa; Chordata; Aves; Coliiformes; Coliidae
Gene: DPT
Product: dermatopontin
Exons: 4
Coding region: 11-610 (199 amino acids)
Biological process (GO): collagen fibril organization
Cellular component (GO): extracellular matrix
Molecular function (GO): extracellular matrix structural constituent
Source: RefSeq, a predicted model, not a curated record